AUGGUGCAACGACCAAAGCAAGCGCUUGCUAUGGCUUAUUUCUUUUGCCAAAGCACCGUCGAUACCAUCAAUAGUGCUAUCUCCGUCCUAUUUGGCCUUACUUAUAUGCUCUUAGAUGAACAGCCUUUCCUCAUUCGGUAUUUACAAAAGGAAUAUGAGGUGCCAGGGAAGCAGUUAUUUAAAGGCAUUAAUGCCCUUUCGACAUAUUACGCUCUGCAAGCUGGCGCGUCUAAUCGGACUGGAGAUCCACUUGGAAGAAAUCAUUCUGCUUUGUGGCUCCUUUCUGGUCCUCCUGAACUUUCCGCCUAUGUUCACGAUGCCAAGCGCUUCGCCCUUCGUAACCGAGUAGGAAUUGAACAAGCUCCUCUUCGAAUCUAUUGCUGUUGGUACGAGAAGGAUACGGAAGACGUAGCACCCACGGAUUACGAUACAACAGGCAAAUCCCUACAAAUAUUCGAGGGUCAUUCGGAUUGGGUUAACUCUGUAGCCUUUUCGCCAGAUAAAAAAGUAAUAGUUUCCGGUUCUGAUGAUGGAACGAUACGGUUUUGGGAUAUAACAACAGGCAAAUCAUUACAAGUAUUUGAAGAUCACUCAGGCGAAGUUAAUUCAGUAGCCUUUUCACCAGAUGGCAAAAUGAGCCAUCAUGUGACCGACUCUAAAAGAUCUAGUUAG
This is a messenger RNA of Sclerotinia sclerotiorum 1980 UF-70, 672 nucleotides long. RefSeq lists its product as hypothetical. The transcript is spliced from 6 exons. Lineage: Eukaryota; Fungi; Ascomycota; Leotiomycetes; Helotiales; Sclerotiniaceae. Gene Ontology annotation, molecular function: protein binding. Bases 1 to 672 code for a protein of 223 amino acids. The record is from RefSeq and is a predicted model, not a curated record. Gene Ontology annotation, biological process: negative regulation of transcription by RNA polymerase II. Gene Ontology annotation, cellular component: nucleus; transcription repressor complex.